AUGACGCAGGAUGGCGAUGAAAACGAUUCCCCUGCCGCUCCUGCUGGCCAGGUGAACUCUACCGCAGGGCUCGCCGACGCUGCCCCAGUGGCACCCGCGGCACCGGCAGCGCUGGUUCCAGCCACGGGGACGUCAGCCUUCCCGACCCUGUUCGGCAUCGCCGCAAUCCUAACAGUGGGCGUGGUCGCCAUCGCUCUCACUUGGUAUCUUUUGAAAGAGACACCAGCCGAAAAAGAGCCGCCGAAACCACUGACUACUAAGAAGCCGACCACGUUGCCGACCACGUUGCCUACCACGUUGCCGACCACGUUGCCGACCGCGUUGCCGGCCACGUUGCCGACCGCUUUGCCGGCCACGUUGCCGGCCACGUUGCCGGCCACGUUGCCGGCCACGUUGCCAACCACCACCAGCUUGACGACGACAGUUGGACCAGUCGUACGAGGGCCGCCGAUGAUCUGCACGUACAACAUUGACAAAUUCUCACUGGUCUCAGUGCUCCCUAGUGACGGCCUUUGUGACCAGAUAUACCUAGACUCUGUGUGCAGAAAGUCGCCCUGCAACACGGGUGCACAAUGGACCGUCACAGGAGUGCUGAAAGACUUUCUCGAAGUUGCUAAUGCGACAAGAACCAGCAACAAUAGAACAAGGCUGGGCCUCGCUUUCGACUCUCAGUAAGUUUUCGCGCACCCCUAACUUGCUUCUUCUGCGCCAGAGACACAAUGACCGAGCUCAGUUUUAAAGAUCCCACCUGCUGUAACCUGCAGGUUAUUGCUAAAGAUUUCCUUCACUAUGAAUACUCGCAAUAAAUCUGUGGAACGCCACCCACUUACAAAGAAGUGCUUUCCACUCCGCUUUAUUUAAACUGAAUGAAACAAAGAACGUCUCAUGGUCAUCCCGACUGUCUGGUGUUCAAUAGUCGGAUGGCUAGAGAUUGUCAAAAACUGCUUAGAUUUUUGAUCGUUUAUAAUGAAAACCUCUUAUACUGGGUGUUCAAAUCUCAAAAGUUUUAAAAGGUUGCCUGUAGCAGAUAGCUCAAUUCUAGUUUAUGGGCCGGUCUACUCGAAGCGGUGGACACUACUUGCACAAAAAAAUUGAAAUGCGAAAUCUACUAAUUAACAAUUCACUUAUGAAGUUUUCGCUAAUUAUCUUAUGACCCAUAUUGCAAUUUACAAACUCUAGCAGUGCACUUCGAAAGGCGGAUCCACUUGGAACGAAUUCUCAGGACGACACCAGUUUCGAGACAAUUUCCUAAACUUUGCAGGGGAAUGCAUUGGCGUUCCAGUUACCUGUGAGCAGCAGUGCAUGAAACGACGUUUUGUUAACAAAUUAACUGGAACGCCAAUUCAUGGAACGCAAAUUUCGGGAAUUUAUUUCUCGAAACUGGUGUCAUCAUAGGACGCUAAGGGUCCAUCAUAAGGGUCCUUCAUAGGG
Dermacentor andersoni is the source of this 1431-nucleotide messenger RNA. RefSeq lists its product as uncharacterized. The record is from RefSeq and is a predicted model, not a curated record. Lineage: Eukaryota; Metazoa; Arthropoda; Arachnida; Ixodida; Ixodidae.